Molecule: messenger RNA, 606 nt
Organism: Apiotrichum porosum
Lineage: Eukaryota; Fungi; Basidiomycota; Tremellomycetes; Trichosporonales; Trichosporonaceae
Exons: 2
Coding region: 1-606 (201 amino acids)
Source: RefSeq, a predicted model, not a curated record
AUGUCCCUUCGCCCUCUCGGACUUGGGCGCGUCGUCGCCGCUCGCGCGACAUUGUCACCAGCCCUCGCCCGUCUCUCUGUCCAAGGUCCGCCAUCAACCCGUGUGUCGUCGUCUGUCGCCACUGCUCUCCGGGCACGAAGCUUGCAUGCGUCCUCGAGCCUCGGCCGUACUCCCAUCCAAAGUGCAACGGGUUCGCCCCUCGUCCCCCGGGGCGGCGCUCUGGGACCCAACACCGGACACAGCUCGAGCGGGGGAAGCAGUGGAAGUGGCAAGCGUGAGACGGCAUACACGGUCUGGUACCGUGACAUCUUUCCAGCAGCCAUGAUCCCCAUCUUUGUCAUGUCGACAGGCAUCUUCCUUGCCCUCUCCCUGGCCCGCACAUACCUCUCGAACGCCAAGUCGCUCGAGGAGUCGAACGAGCGGAUCGCCCAGCUUGAGAUCCAGCUGGCCAGGCUACGCGCCGAGGCCAAGCGUCGACAGGAGCGCGAGCGCCGCGAACGCGAGCGUAUCCUUCCGUUUGUCGUUGAGCGUGUUCUGCAGCGUGUGGGCGCCAUGGGUCCCGAGGAAGAGGAGGAGGAGAUUGUCGAGGACAGGCUGCUGGUAUGA